UGUCAACAAUGACCUUACGUGUUUUUUUGUUAUUAGAGUUUAGAAACAAUAUUGCAAUAUACGAUGAAAUCUAAAACUUUUACAGUCAUUACAGAGAUUUUAUCGGUAAACAUAUGCUACAGUGAACGACGCAAUCAUGUUAUUCAUAGGUAGGACAAACAAAACCGAAAAAAUGAAGUGCGGUUGUAAUUGGAAAAUCAACACAAAAAUGAUCGUAGAUAGAUGUAAAACUGUGCUAAUUUUAUCAAGUUUGGUGUGUACGAUAUCAGUUAUAAUAGCGCUGCACAAAUUGUUAAACUACGAAGUGAAAUUAGCGAAGCCAUUUGCACCCAUACCAGAUGGUUUGUAUGGUACUUAUUUGGAACCCAUUUCUGAAGAGAAUCCGGUUCCGCCCCCACUGAGAUCAUUUGACAAAACUCGCGAUGCCGAAGCAGUUGUUUCUCUGAACGCUGCUUUGGAAAUGAAAAAGGUAGGCAAAGAUGACAAAGCAUUGAAAUUGUUUCAACAUGCUUUCGCCUUAUCUCCGAAACACCCCGACAUACUCAACCACUACGGUGAGUUCUUAGAAGAUACGAAGAAGGAUGUGGUCAAGGCUGACCAGCUUUAUACUUUAGCUUUAACAAAUUAUCCUGAGCAUACUGGAGCUUUAGAGAACAGGCAGCGCACUGCCAGCAUAGUGGAGAACUUAGACAGAGAAAUGUUACGGAAGAUUGAUGAGAAGAGAGAUGCACUACUAUCUAUACCUGAAAGUAACUCAGCUUUAAGGAGAGCAAAGAAAGAAGCAUACUUCCAGCACAUUUACCACACUGUUGCCAUUGAAGGAAAUACCAUGACACUGCAGCAGACUAGAAGUGUUUUAGAAACUAGGAUAGCAGUAUCAGGGAAAAGUAUAGAUGAGCAUAAUGAAAUCUUAGGUCUAGAUGCAGCUAUGAAGUACAUUAAUUCCACACUGCUGUACAGAUUACGGGCAAUCACGAUGGGUGAUAUACUGGAGAUUCACAAAAGGGUGUUGGGUCAUGUGGAUCCUAUUGAGGGAGGUCAGUUCCGCAGAACACAGGUUUAUGUUGGUGGGCACAUACCGCCUGGACCCUCGGAGAUACAGAGGCUGAUGAUACAGUUCUUGGAGUGGUUGAACUCAGAAGAUGCUUUGGACUUGCAUCCUGUUAGAUAUGCAGCGCUUGCCCACUACAAACUAGUUCACAUACAUCCAUUCAUAGACGGUAACGGCCGCACGUCUAGACUUCUCAUGAACUUGCUGCUGAUGCAGGCAGGGUACCCACCGGUGAUCAUCGCUAAGCAGCAUCGUCAUUUGUAUUACCAACACUUGCAGACUGCCAACGAGGGUGAUGUCAGACCUUUUGUUAGAUUCAUAGCGCAAUGUACGGAGCGAACUCUAAACCUGUAUCUAUGGGCUACCAGCGAGUACUCGCACAUGGUUCCUGCGAUCGGCGAUCCGCACAUACUUACCGGCGAAGGCUUCGAAGAUGACAUGCUGUGAAACCUGAUACUGGGGAAAUAACGGUAACAGUGACUGUCACUACUGAACCCAAAAUUGCCAUGGCUAGUAUUGGUUCUUUAGAUUAAGUAGGAAAUUCAACUGUGACUUUGGAACAUGUAUUGUAACUUUUUUGUGAAAUUCUAAAUUCAAUCAAUUACGUUUUUUUAAACAAUAAAAUCGCGAUUAAAGAAUUACUGAGUUGUAAAUUAAAUUAAAUGCAAAAAAUAUGUUCCAUGUUGUAUUAUACUGUUCUUUAUAGUAUUCUUUGUAAAUAACCCUUGUGGUGCAUUUCAAAUUGUAAAUAAGUGUUAUGUUAUGUUAUAUUUUCUUCCAUUGUGCUAACACGCCUGCUGGCAGGUGACUAGUGGCUCUGUACACGGAUUGUUUAGCUGUUUGUUUUAUAUCGAGUAUUGUAUAAAAUAAUAUGACUUAUGACGAACUUCUAUACAAUGUCUUAACUCCUUGCAUUUGCCCUUGCCGGUGCGCGGAUCCACGCGAGACAAAUUUGAUUUUCUAUUGUUCUCUAAUUAGCGGCAUUCAACCACUUAAGCCCAAAUUAAGGGGAUAAAUAAUUGUCAAAAAUUUAUAUGUUUACUACAAAUUGCAGGCGAGCUAUUCAACGGAGCAUAAAAAAAAACUUAACUUACUACACUAAUUUUAAAAAGCAGACUGUUAAGGCAUUGUUUAUAGGCAAAUUGAAUAAAGUUUAUAUUACUUUAUCUAACUUACGCUCAUAAAAGGGCCAUGACAAGUUAUUAAUGUGUACUAAAUUAACUAAAACCAAAGAAAUCUAUAACUUUGUAAUAUUGACUUGCAGGAUAGAGAUUAUGUGCUAGCAGCAUUUGCGUAGUUUUAGAAAUGUGAUCUUAUUAAACUUUUGGCACAGGCAAAUAAGUGCUUCCACGACUAUUACAAAAUAACUUUUAUACCUACAUUUUCAUUUGUAAAGCCAUCAAGCUGCGAUAACUUUGUUACAGGAAAACAAACAGGUUUUUUAAAACUCCACCAAAAUUGUAAAUAUUCACAAAAAUCACUAGGAAUAUGCUGUGAUAAUUGAUUAUUUAUUUAUUAUUUUCUAAUUAGAAUGCACAAAUUUUCGGGUGAAGGAAGACUAGAUGAAAAUUGUUAAUUUAUUUUGUGUAGGAUUAGUAUUUAGAAUGUAUUCAACUGUAAGUUGAUACACAAAGUGCUAUUUAGCAUGUUUCUAAAUUUUAAUAAAUUCUUUAAAAUUGUUCUUUGCCAUAAUAUUAAAUUGAACAUUAACUAAAAAUUGCGUUGAAACUAUCUUAUUUAAAUGUUUUAUUUUUAUUUUUUAUUAACGCAAUAUAAUAAAUACAACGCGCCCUUCCGCCUAACUAAAAAAUGUUCUAGAAUAUUUCUAAUGUACCAUAAUGCUAAGGGCCGAUGUGAUGUUAUCAUUACUUUACCAAUGAUGUGUGUUAUUCAAAAAUAUUACCAGCAGUUGCAAUUUUAGAAGUAAAACAUGAAAAAUACAAUACUAGGAGCAAUUUUCAAAUACCUUUAUGAUUAAUCUCUUAACUUUUUUAUUUUCCACGAAGUUGCAACUGGCUGGCGAUCCUACUAUUUUAAAUCAUAUAACAUGAAUUAUCCCAAAUAUGUACUUAUGUGGUUUGUGUUGUCUUCCAGUAUUUAUGUGCGACUAUUUAUUUGCAUUUCCAUGAUACCAGUACAAACUUGCUCUAAAUAUAGAAGCUAAGUUCUUUGAA
Messenger RNA from Helicoverpa zea (corn earworm), 3225 nucleotides. RefSeq names its product protein adenylyltransferase Fic (gene Fic). The transcript has 4 exons. The coding region runs from base 137 to 1498 and encodes 453 amino acids. The record is from RefSeq and is a predicted model, not a curated record. NCBI's taxonomy places the organism in Eukaryota, Metazoa, Arthropoda, Insecta, Lepidoptera, Noctuidae. Gene Ontology annotation, molecular function: protein binding.